Messenger RNA from Syzygium oleosum, 2652 nucleotides. Its product is annotated as adagio protein 1-like. The transcript is spliced from 2 exons. The coding region runs from base 227 to 2062 and encodes 611 amino acids. Gene Ontology annotation, cellular component: SCF ubiquitin ligase complex; cytosol; nucleus. Gene Ontology annotation, biological process: response to blue light; circadian rhythm. Gene Ontology annotation, molecular function: protein binding. The record is from RefSeq and is a predicted model, not a curated record. NCBI's taxonomy places the organism in Eukaryota, Viridiplantae, Streptophyta, Magnoliopsida, Myrtales, Myrtaceae.
UCGCUUCCUCUUCUUGACACCCGCGAACCUCAAGAAACCUAAAACCCUCCAUUCGCACCGCCUCUCCCUCUUCUUCCUCUGGCUCGUGCGACGCGGGGCAAUCUCAAUUGGGUCGGCGUCUUUCCCCCUCGCGCGUUCGCUGCCGCUCCUCCGCGGAGUUUCUGUUGAUGGGUUGAAGAGAGGGGCGCCAGCGAAUCGGAAAAGCUCGGAGCUUUGGGAGGGAUACAUGGAGUGGGACAGCAGCAGCAAUUCGGAUUUGAGCGGGGAUGAGGAGGAGUCCGGGUUCAUGCUCAACGACGGCGGCCCGAUUCCGUUCCCCGUCGAGAACUUGAUACAGAUUGCCUCGCCCUGCGGGUUCGUCGUCACCGACGCCCUUGAGCCCGACCACCCCAUCAUUUACGUGAACGCCGUCUUCGAGAUGGUCACCGGGUAUCGCGCUGAGGAGGUCCUCGGUCGCAACUGUCGGUUCUUGCAGUGUAGAGGCCCAUUUGCCAAGAGAAGGCAUCCUUUGGUGGACUCAGCUGUAGUCGCAGAAAUAAGGCGAUGUCUAGAUGAAGGGAUUGAGUUCCAAGGGGAGCUUUUGAACUUCCGGAAAGACGGAUCUCCAUUGCUGAAUAGAUUGCGGCUAACUCCUAUUUAUGGAGAUGACGAGGCAAUUACUCAUGUUAUUGGGAUACAAUUCUUCACUGAAGCCAACAUUGACCUUGGUCCAAUAUCUGGGAAGGAUUCCGCAAAAUCAACUGAACGGUUUCGUACUGGUCUAUACUCUCUCCCUAUGUUGUCAACGGGGGAUCGAAAUGUUGCACGUGGGUCGUGUGGGAUAUUGCAAUUGAGUGAUGAGGUAAUUUCACUUAAGAUACUUUCAAGAUUGACACCAAGAGAUAUUGCAGCGGUUGGCUCUGUCUCUAGACGAUUCUACGCUCUCACAAAGAAUGAAGACCUAUGGAGAAUGGUCUGCCAGAAUACAUGGGGAAGUGAAACUACCCGUCUCUUGGAAACUGUGCCUGGUGCAAAGAGACUAGGUUGGGGUCGGCUUGCAAGGGAGCUGACCACCCUCGAAGCUGCAGCUUGGAGGAAGCUUACUGUUGGAGGUGCUGUUGAACCCUCGCGAUGCAACUUCAGCGCUUGUGCGGUUGGCAAUCGAGUUGUCCUCUUCGGAGGUGAAGGGGUUAACAUGCAACCAAUGAAUGAUACUUUUGUAUUGGAUCUGAACUCUAGCAAUCCAGAGUGGCGACAUGUCCAAGUCAGCUCUCCUCCGCCAGGUCGUUGGGGUCAUACACUUUCCUGCAUUAAUGGGUCCCACUUGGUUGUAUUUGGAGGCUGUGGAAGGCAAGGCUUACUUAAUGAUGUUUUCCUGCUGGAUUUGGAUGCAAACCCCCCAACAUGGCGGGAGAUAUCUGGAUUGGCUCCUCCUCUUCCGAGAUCAUGGCACAGUUCUUGCACCCUUGAUGGCAGCAAAUUGAUAGUCUCCGGUGGUUGUGCGGAUUCUGGCGUCCUUCUGAGUGAUACUUUUCUGCUCGAUCUCUCGAUGGAGAAACCGGUCUGGAGAGAGAUACCGGCUGCAUGGACACCACCGUCCCGGUUAGGGCACACUUUGACGGUUUAUGGUGGGAGAAAGAUACUGAUGUUUGGUGGCUUGGCGAAAAGUGGGCCCCUUCGAUUUCGUUCUAGUGAUGUCUUCACAAUGGAUCUGAGUGAGGAGGAACCUUGUUGGAGAUGUGUAACAGGAAGCGGAAUGCCUGGAGCUGGAAAUCCGGGUGGCGUACCUCCUCAUCCAAGACUUGACCAUGUGGCUGUGAGCCUUCCCGGUGGGAGGAUUCUCAUCUUCGGCGGAUCUGUUGCUGGUCUUCACUCUGCCUCACAACUCUUUUUGCUGGAUCCCACCGAUGAAAAGCCCACAUGGAGGAUACUAAAUGUUCCUGGGAGACCUCCGAGAUUUGCUUGGGGUCACAGUACUUGUGUUGUUGGAGGGACGAGAGCCAUUGUUCUAGGGGGUCAAACUGGGGAGGAGUGGAUGCUCACUGAGCUCCAUGAGCUAUCGUUGGCAAGUACCCUUAUCUGAUUGACACGCGCAUUAAAUCAUGGCAACUUCUGCUGCAAUGCAAGAUCCUGGAUCAGUAUGACGUACUCUUGAUCCAAAGUGGUGUUUCUGUGACUGUAUUUCUGAGAAAGUUGUCGCUCUGGUCAGGACUGCAUGUUAGGUUAUCGGCCCUGUUUUUUCCUGUGUGACGUAGUUCUGGCUUGAGUCAAGGUUUUCAGCCAGUGACUUGGAACAGUAUCAGAUUUUUGGGAGGCCGGUAGAAGAAUCUCCCCCUUGGCAUGAAUAGUGGAUUAAUUUUUGUUGGUAGAUCAGUAGUACGUGGCCAUAGUUUUAAUUCACCUUCUGUAAUUUGAACUAAAGUAAAAAAAAAAAGAGGAAAAAUGCAUGCAUGUUUAUAUUGAAUAAGAUACUCUCCAGUCAAGUGUGGUGGGUUAUUGUGUCUUGCUUUGAUAUUUACUUCUGCUUUGAAUAGGUGUGUUUAACUUUGGUAGAGAGAGAUUACCUUUCUCCUGGCUUUUGAGCUGGGAAUGACCCAAUGUUGAAUGUAUAAUCCCUGUUAAUUUUGGUUGCUAAUGAAGUAUUAUAUCAACAUUUAUAUGUUUUUUAAGGUA